UGCAUCUCAAAGCUGUUGCCCCGCCGUCAAACAAAACAAAUAAGAAAAAGAAGACCUGAUUCUUAUUUCGCGAUGCAAGCAGACGAUCUUCUUCCAAAGCAGACUCCAGGCAAACGAUUAUUUCGCAGAAUGACGAGUUUCCACAGAAGAGCACGGUGGUGGCGCCGGUGGAUCCAUGAACGGCGGUGGUGUGGGGAAGCCGGCAGACCCCAAGGAGGACCCGGUGCUGGGGUUGGGUAGCUUCGAGGACUUCAACACCAUCGACUGGACCCGGGAGAAGAGCAAGGGUCGCGACAGGCAUCAAAAAAUUAGCAACAAAAGGAAGGAGUCGCUGUCAGCUUUGUUGCUCAGCAUCAGCUACGCCUUCUCGGGAUGGCUGCUCAUGCUUCUGGUAGGCCUUAUGUCAGGCGCAGUGGCGGCUGGCAUCGACUUUAUGACCCGCUGGCUGUCGGACAUGAAGGACGGCGUGUGUUUGACGAACUUCUGGUCCAACCAUGGACACUGCUGUGCCACCUCUCGCCAGAACACCUUUCUGGAGCGUGAGCGCUGUCCAAAGUGGCAGAGCUGGUCUCUGCUCAUCACUGGGACAUCCCAGGGUGCAUUUGCCUACACUGUGGACUACCUGAUGUACAUGUUCUGGGCUCUUCUGUUUGCCUUCCUGGCCGUGGUGCUAGUCCGGGCUUUUGCUCCGUACGCAAGGGGCUCCGGAAUCCCUGAGAUUAAAACCAUCCUGAGCGGUUUCCGUGUCCGAGGCUAUUUGGGCAAGGCGACGCUGAUCAUAAAGACGAUGGCGCUGGUGUUGGCUGUGUCAUCUGGGCUCAGCCUGGGCAAGGAAGGGCCGCUGAUCCACGUGGCCUGCUGCUGCGCCAACAUCCUUUGUCACUACUGCCCCAAAUUCCGCCUGAACGAGGCCAAGCGGAGAGAGGCGCUGUCCGCAGCCGUGGCCGUGGGCUUGUCGGUGGCAUUCGAAGCGCCGAUCGGUGGCGCCCUGUUCAGCUUGGAGGACGUGACUUACUAUUUCUCCCUGAAAACUUUGUGCCGUUCGUUUUUCGCCGCCCUGGUGGCUGUCUUCACGCUGCACUCCAUCAACCCAUCCGUCAGCGGCCAUCACGGUCCGUUCAAUGUGAACUUCCACGCUGGCUGGCACCCCGUAGAGCUGGUGCCCUUCAUCCUCUUGGGCGUAUUUGGAGGCCUGUGGGGGGCGCUCUUCAUCAAAGCCAACCUUGCGUGGUGCCGCACACGUAAUUCGACCCGUCUGGGCCGUUACCCGGUGAUGGAGGUCCUGUUGGUGACGGCGCUGACCGCCUUGUUGGCGUUCCCAAACGUCUACACCAGGAUGAGCGGAGAGGAGCUCAUUUCCAAACUCUUCGACGAUUGCUCGCUGUUCAAUUCCUCGCAGCUCUGCGGACUCCAACAGCCCACCAACACGUCCCAAACCGGCACAAGCAAAGAUGUGGCACGCUGGCCGGCCGAAGAAGGUCUACGCACGGCUUCGUGGCAGCUGGCUCUGGCCUUGCUCUUCAAAAUGAUCACCACCAUCGGCACAUUUGGCAUCAAGGUUCCUUCGGGCGUGUUCAUUCCAAGCAUGGCGGUGGGGGCCAUUGCGGGACGGCUGCUGGGCGUGGCCAUGAAGCAGCUGGCCUACCACCAUCACGACUGGUUGCUCUUCCGAGGCUGGUGCUCGCCUCGCUCCGAAUGCAUUGCCCCAGCCCUCUACGCUGUAGUGGGUGCCACCGCCUGCCUCGGUGGCGUCACACGUGUGACAGUGUCCCUGGUGGUGAUCAUGUUUGAGCUGACGGGAAAACGGGAGCACAUCAUCCCGCUCAUGGCUGCCGCCUUGACCAGCAAAUGCGUAGCCGACAUAUUUGGACGGGUGGGAAUCGACGAGGCGCUCAUCCGCCUCAGAGGUUACCCGUUCCUGGAGCCCAAAGUGGACUUUGAGCACAGCAGCUUGGCCAAGGACGUGAUGAGGCCCACAAAGUCGGACCCCGACCUGGUCGUGCUCACGCAGGACGGCAUGACGCUGGGCCAGGUGGAGGCGCUAGUGACGAGCACGUGUUUCAGCGGCUUUCCGGUGGUCGUCUCCCGGCAGUCCAAGAGGUUGGUGGGAUUCGUGCUCCGAAGCGAUCUCCUCAUCGCCAUAGAUAAUGCUCGUCAGUGGCAGAAGGGUGUGGUCAGCGCAUCCCAGGUGCUUUUUAGACAGCACGUCCCCACCCAGCCUCCCGAAGCCCCCCCUUAUAUCCUCCUCCGGGACAUCUUGGACCUUAACCCCUUCACCAUCUCUGACCGCACGCCCAUGAGCAUCACUGUUGACAUCUUCCACAAACUGGGCUUGCGACAAUGCUUGGUCACUCGCAACAGGAAGCUUCUGGGCAUUAUCACCAAAAAGGAUACCAUCAAAUACAUGAUGCAGGCAGCCAACAGAGACCCCAACUCCCAUCUCAAGUGAACGCUUGGAUCCAGUACUCCUCUUUUUUCUUUCUUUCUUUCUUUUUUUUUACCUCACACAAAAGUGACAACAACGUGCUCCGUUUGGAAGUCUGGCACCUGAACAAAAAAGAAAUGUCACGUGGAAGCAGGCAGGGCCUCUGGAAUAUUUCACAUCUGCUCCAUUUUUUGUUGCUGUUGUCAUCCUUCCGUGCGAAGGAGUGCGCAGCUUCCUCUCCCUCCUCCUCAUCCAGCCCGCAGAGGAUUUGUGAGCCGAUAGAAGAAUGCAGGACGUCAGAGCAGAUAAUGUUUGCGAAUGAAUUUCUGUGCCUGCCCUGUGCCCGUCGGACGAGGCCAAACAGAGUGCUCCGAGUCGGGCCUGACGGAUUGCCCCUCCUCCUCCUCCUCCUUAUUCUCCUCCGCCCAAGCUGCCGAUGGCUUCAGUGUGAGAAAGACCGAGUCAAGGGAACCAAUAAAGAACAGGAAUCAUGUCGAAUAUGUUCAACAGUUCACCCUACUAAAUUAUUUCUCUGACUUAAUUUAAUGUCGAACGCGGUUCACAAAAUAUCAACCUUGUGAAUGAUUGUAAUGAGGCGUAAUGGCCAGCGGGUGUCAGCAGUGCCUUGGAUAAGAGCAUACAGAGUACGCUGUGUUAGAAGAAGCCAACGAUGUAGGUAGGAAGUAAGUGGUCUCGUUAUUGACAGUUAUCAGAGCAAGUGUACCGCGCGAUUACAAAAUGGCGGAAAAGGUACAGAGAUACUAAGUCACUCAGGUAAGCGAAAACUUCCCCCAUGAUUUUAGUAAUGUCCUUCAACUUUUAGUAACUUCAAAAUGACUAAUUCUUUAUAAGACCUUUUGCCACUCGUAUGUACUGUACAUAUUGCACACUAAAGUUAAUCGCUAUGUGAGUUAACGGAGAUAAAUAAACUGGAUUAAAGAACAAACUGGUAAAUGUCAAUGCAAGUCUGAAAAGCAGAAAAUAUGUGCAUGUGUGUGUGUUACUGCAACACAACUGUUUUUCGGGUAACGUACAUAUUUCCAUACAUUAGCUGAUAGGAAAAGCAAAACUUCUUGACUUCAUUUUGGAAUAAGUAAAUUUGGUAUUUUUUUGUUUAUGAUGUAAAGGUUAUGCUGAGGCCAAAGGUCUGGAAAGGAUGAUUCUGGCUGAUGUCAUGCAGUCUGGGAACUAUAUAGAAUCCUCCAUCUCAAUAAAUGAACUUAAAACA
Messenger RNA from Syngnathus typhle (broad-nosed pipefish), 3653 nucleotides. RefSeq names its product H(+)/Cl(-) exchange transporter 5-like. Gene Ontology annotation, biological process: transmembrane transport; chloride transport. The transcript is spliced from 16 exons. The record is from RefSeq and is a predicted model, not a curated record. Gene Ontology annotation, cellular component: synaptic vesicle; Golgi apparatus; early endosome. Gene Ontology annotation, molecular function: voltage-gated chloride channel activity. The coding region runs from base 176 to 2449 and encodes 757 amino acids. Lineage: Eukaryota; Metazoa; Chordata; Actinopteri; Syngnathiformes; Syngnathidae.